This is a messenger RNA of Cynara cardunculus var. scolymus (artichoke), 903 nucleotides long. RefSeq names its product protein LURP-one-related 10-like. Lineage: Eukaryota; Viridiplantae; Streptophyta; Magnoliopsida; Asterales; Asteraceae. The record is from RefSeq and is a predicted model, not a curated record. The transcript is spliced from 3 exons. The coding region runs from base 21 to 671 and encodes 216 amino acids.
AAUUUGAAGAUAAUUAAAUAAUGAUGGCUGCAUCCAUUCCAGUUUCUGUGAUAGGGCCUCACUUUACGGCACCAUAUCCCUUCGAUAUCAUAGUUGACACAAAUGCUGGUGGAAACCUUGUGAUCACAGAUGUUAACCACAAGAUCAUACUCAAAGUACAAGCAUGCGACACAACUUUCCAUCAUAAGCGAGUGCUACUCGACAACAACGACACACCCAUCGCUACGCUCCGGGAGAAGAUCAUGAGUAAUCAUAAUCGAUGGAAAGUAUUUAGGGGUAACAGUACGUCCAGUUCGGAUAUGAUAUUUAGCACAAAACAACCGAACAUGAUCCAGUUUAAGACCAGUUUACAUGUGUUCUUGGCGAACAAAACGAGUAGCAAGGAUGUUUGUGAUUUCAAGAUCAAAGGAAGCUGGUCGAAGAGAAAGUGCACGAUUUAUACGGGAGAUUCUUAUCAUUCUUCGACCAAAAUAGCCCAAAUGCACAAAAUGAAACCAUCCAAGAACAAGAAGUUCAAUAAGGGUAAAUUCACGGUGACAAUUCAGCAGAACGUGGAUUAUGCAUUCGUGGUCGCACUUAUUGCUAUUAUCGAUGCUAUGAAAAGAACAGAUGAUGAAUAUGCUGAGCAAAUUAUUGGAUCUGUGAAUCAAGUUAUUGUUGCAACAGCGUAAUAGUUGCAUGACAUUCAUUUCCAGAUCUGUUUAUUAAUUCAUAAUUUACCUCAUCAUCACGACCGGUCCAAAGCUUUUUGAUGGCGUGGAAGGAAAUGUUAAAACAUGCUCCAACUAGAAAUAAAAACACAAAUAUAUUUUAGGAUUUAUAAAACUAUUCAAAUUGUGUUCAUCAAUAACCAAUCAUUUGCACAAUUUCUUUCAAUAAAAUGGUGUAAAACUUUGUAUGUUC